This is a messenger RNA of Choloepus didactylus (southern two-toed sloth), 6119 nucleotides long. It is a transcript of the gene SLC24A1, whose product is annotated as solute carrier family 24 member 1. The transcript has 11 exons. Gene Ontology annotation, biological process: long-term synaptic depression; visual perception; intracellular calcium ion homeostasis. Gene Ontology annotation, cellular component: membrane. Bases 510 to 3920 code for a protein of 1136 amino acids. Lineage: Eukaryota; Metazoa; Chordata; Mammalia; Pilosa; Megalonychidae. The record is from RefSeq and is a predicted model, not a curated record. Gene Ontology annotation, molecular function: calcium channel activity; calcium, potassium:sodium antiporter activity.
CGUCUCCCACCUCCAUCUCCAUCCUCUGAAGUAGUUAGAAGACUCUUCCUGCUCUUUUUAAACUAUAAUUUCUGGCUGAGAGGUACUCAUAGAAGGCACUCUAUGAAUAUUUUAGCUGACCCCUGAGCCCGACUUACAUGUCAGGGCUUGACGUCUUGGUCUCCUCAGCCCAGAUACUCCCUUCAUCUCACCCCUUCUUUGAAGGGUCUGAGGGACAGUGCAGUUAAUUCCCCUUACCCUGGCCAAGAGGUGGUGGAGGAAGACACAUCAGUCCCAGGGGCCUGCAGACUGCCCUGUUUGCUUCAGAACUUCUUCCCCCAACUGGGCUAGUGCCACCAUCCCAAGAUUUUGUUAUGCUUGAGCAGGCCCUGGGCUACAGGUUUGUGGAUACCCCCUGGCUGGGCUUCAUGGCAAAAUCUUCCCUGAUCACCAACCCAAAUCCCAGAGCAGCUCCCAUCUUUCCAUGGACAGAAUGAGAGACCUGCUGUAACCAGACACAACAGGCCACCAUGAGAAAAUUGAUAAGGAUGGGGGUGCAGGAGAGGCGGUUACUCCGACCAAAGCGGCUUCGUUGGAGUCGCCUCCUCUUCCUAUUGGGAAUGUUGCUUAUUGGUUCUACCUACCAGCAACUGAGGAGCCCCUGGGGCCUCCCCUCACUGUGGGCAGCAGUCUCUUCCCAACACCCUAUAAAACUGACCAGCCGGGACCUCCCCAAUGAAGAGAUGGUGAUGGUGAGCAGUGACCCUCCAAAAGCUAGCUCCAAAAUGGAGGGUGAGAUGCUGGUGCCCCAAGGCAUAGAGGGCAGGGAUGAAGCAACACCUAGCCUAACAAUGAAGUACAUCCCCAGCACAUCCAGAAGAACAGCCAACAUCACUGCAACAACACGCAAGAAUGACUACAGCCCAACAGCAGCAGAAGGCACAGAGAGAGUAAAGGAAAUCCCCCCAACCACACCCAGAAGAGGACUGAAUCACAACACUCAAACUUCAGGUAGACAAACAGUAAAGAAUUACACCUCAGCAACACCCAGGAGAGAAAAGAAGAGCUACCACCCAACUCAAGCAAGGGGAAAGGUGAAGAAAUAUACUCCAUCCCCACCUGGUAAAAUAGUAGAAAAUUAUGCUCCAUUCACACUCAUGACAGUGAAAACAAGCCAUGUGAUCACCUCCAGAACAACAGUGAAAGAAAGUGAAGUUAUGGCUACCUACAAAAGAGUAGAGACCAGCCCCCACAAGAGAAUUGUGGUGGAAAAUACCCCAACUCCUCUCAAGGGGAUAGCUGAUAAUACCCCAACUUCCCUUACAAAUAAAGUAGAAACAAAUAACUUGACUUCUCCAAAAAGCAUAGCAGAAAAGAACACCUUGACCUCCCCCAGACAAGUGGAAAACAACAACUCAACCAACUCCUGGAGAUCAGUGGGGAGGAAGAACCUAACAACUCCCCAGGGAACAGGCCUGGGGCACACCCCAACCAUCUCUGAGAGGCAAGUGAUGGUCACCACCAGGAUAGCCAGCAGCCCAGCAGAAACUGCUGUUAGGAAUCCCUCCCUCAGAACCAGUGCACCAAUAUCCUCAGCCACCUUUCGGGGACUGGUGACAAAACCUUCUACGGCACCCACCACCUCGGCAACCUCCAGGUUCAGGGAAAAUGCAACCACCCAGGUCCAUCACUGUGUGGUUGUGGAGCCAGCCCCAGCCGUGCCCACCACUCACUCCCCUAGCUUGACCAUCACCCUGCUACCUGAGGAAUCCAGUCCCAGCCCCUCAGCACUGCUUCCCAGCUGGCCAGACCUCCACCCCAAGGCAGAGUAUCCUCCGGACUUGUUCAGUGUGGAGGAGCGGCAGCAGGGCUGGGUGGUGCUGCAUGUCUUUGGCAUGAUGUAUGUAUUUGUGGCCUUGGCCAUCGUGUGUGAUGAGUACUUUGUCCCAGCCCUGGGCGUCAUUACGGACAAGCUACAGAUCUCUGAGGAUGUGGCAGGUGCCACCUUCAUGGCCGCUGGAGGCUCUGCACCUGAGCUCUUCACCUCCCUCAUUGGCGUCUUCAUCUCCCACAGCAACGUGGGCAUUGGCACCAUUGUGGGCUCUGCUGUGUUCAACAUCCUCUUUGUCAUUGGCACCUGUGCCCUCUGCUCCCGGGAGAUCCUCAACCUCACCUGGUGGCCCUUGUUCCGUGACAUUUCCUUCUACAUCUUUGACCUGAUGAUGCUCAUCCUCUUUUUUCUGGACAGCCUCAUUGCCUGGUGGGAGAGCUUGCUGCUGCUGCUGGCCUAUGCCCUCUAUGUGUUCACCAUGAAGUGGAACAAGCAGUUCGAGCUCUGGGUGAAGGAGCAGCUCAGCCGGAGGCCGAUGGCCAAGGUCAUGGCCAUGGGGGACCUCAGCAAGCCGUGCGAUGGGGCUGCUGUGGUGGAUGAGCAGCAGGACAACAAGAAGUUGAAGCUCCCAUCUGUGCUGACCCGAGGGAGCAGCUCUGCCUCUCUACACAACAGCACCAUCCGCAGCACCAUCUACCAGCUCAUGCUCCACAGCCUGGACCCUCUGGGGAAAGCACAUCCCUCCAAGGACAAGGAGGGAGAGAACUUGAAUCAGGAGGCCAGAGCCAAACCCCAGACCAAAGCAGAAAGCAAACCAGCAGUGGAGGAGGCAGCCGAGCUCCCUGUGGUCACAGCAGCCCCUGCUCCAGACACCAGAGGAGGUCAGGAGGAUCCUGACAGUCAGGAAAAUGUGGCUGGAGCUGAGAGCAAAGGUGAAAUGACAGGUGAAGAGGUUGAAGCUCCUGGUGAAGGUGAAACUACAGAGCAAGGUGGAGGUGAAACUCAACCAGAAUGUGAAGGUGAAAUUGAAGCAGAAGGAAAAGAAGAUGAAUGUGAAAGUGAAGCAGAAAUCCCAGCAAAAGAAGGAGACAAUGAAAGUAAAGGUGAAGGUGAAAUCCUAGCAGGAGACAGUGAAUGUAAAUGUGAAGUCCAAGCAGAAGGAGACAGUGAUGGUGAAGGUGAAAUCCAAGCAAAAGAAGGAGACAGUGAAAGUAAUGGGAAAGGUGAAGUCCAAGCAGAAGACAAUGAAUGUGACGGUGAAACCCAAGCGGAAGGAGAAGAUGGUGAAAUGAAAGGUGAUGAAGGUGAAACUGAAAGCCAGGAAUUCAAUGCUGAAAAUCAAGGUGAAGCCAAAAGUGAUGAGAAAGGUGAAAGUGGUGAGGAUGGAGGUGAUGGAGGGGAUCAUGAAGGUAAGGAGGAAGAAGAGGAAGAAGAGGAAGAGGAGGAAGAGGAGGAAGAAGAGGAAGAGGAGGAAGAGGAGGAGGAAAAUGAGGAGCCUCUGUCCCUGGAGUGGCCUGAGACCAGGCAGAAGCAGGCCAUUUACUUCUUCCUUUUGCCCAUCAUACUUCCACUAUGGCUGACAGUGCCUGAUGUCCGGAGGCUGGGGUCUAGGAAGUUUUUUGUUAUCACCUUCCUGGGAUCCAUCAUGUGGAUAGCCAUGUUCUCAUACCUCAUGGUGUGGUGGGCUCACCAGGUUGGUGAAACAAUAGGGAUCUCCGAAGAGAUUAUGGGUUUGACAAUCCUAGCAGCAGGCACAUCAAUUCCUGACCUCAUCACCAGUGUGAUUGUGGCUCGGAAAGGCCUUGGAGACAUGGCUGUGUCAAGCUCUGUGGGCAGUAAUAUAUUUGAUAUCACUGUGGGCCUGCCCUUUCCUUGGUUGCUUUUCUCCCUUAUCAAUGGAUUACAGCCUGUUCCAGUCAGCAGCAAUGGCUUGUUUUGUGCAAUUGUUUUGCUCUUUCUCAUGCUCCUGUUUGUGAUCUCUUCGAUUGCAUCAUGCAAAUGGAGAAUGAACAAGAUCCUGGGCUUCACAAUGUUCCUCCUUUACUUUGUAUUCCUGAUAAUCAGUGUGAUGUUAGAAGCUCGAAUCAUAUCCUGUCCUGUAUCUGUCUGAGUCAGAGUCACUGUUGCUCACAGUGGACACACACUAGAAGAACAUGCCAGAAGUUAUUGUACCUCUUGUUACAUUAAUGAAAGAAUGAACAUGAUCCGGGAGAGUGGACUGAGUGGCCCAGAGCCUCUGAUGUGAAUGUGAUCCAGACUGCUCUUUAUCUUUGGAAACACCUGGCUGCUCACUGUGGAUUAAGAACCCUACCCUGGAAGGGUGGAGUUCCUGCUCCCAACUCAUGCAGACAUCCAUCACGUGUGGUUCAGUAGAGGGACCCCUGGAGCCAAAGGAUUUUCUAAAUGAGAGAUAACUGGGGUGAAGAUUGCGACAGAUGCAGCAGCAAUAAGACAAGCUCCCACCCUCACUGUUCCUUGAGCAUUCCCGAAGGGCCACAUGUGCAAAAGAUGCAGAUGUGGUCUAUAUAUCAACUUUCUGGCCCCUGCCCAAAGCACACAUUGAAAUUUGCUGUCUCUUUCUGUUUAAAAUGUGAGGUUUUAUAUCAGGGUUGCAGUCACUACAGAUUCAGUUUAAGGAGCUAAGGGUAUGGGAAAAAGGAAGAGUAUGAAGAAUCAACUAUCAUUCCAAACUGUUGUCCUAUAACAUGUGUACCAAUAUUUUCUAGUUUAAUAGGACAUUAGCUCUUGUUGCAUUUCUGAAACAUGAAAUUAAAAUAGGAAGCAACCCCACUAAGGGCAAUUAAAAAAUAUGACUUUAUUGGAAAAUCCAAGUUACUGCUGUCUCCUUCAAGUGGUCACCUUGAGGGAUUAGACAAUCUAACAGAGCUGUCCUGGCUCUGCCCCUCCAGCAUGUUCUUGCCCAGCUGUGACAGUUCUUGCUACUAGCAAGUGAGAAAGCAAGUAAUUUUUAAAAAGAGUCCAAAAGAGCUCAGGUGAUUGCAGAUUAUGAUAGUAAAUAUGUCUUCAGUACAAACUGAGAAAUGAGUCAUUGAAGACUGGAAGAUAGUAGAAUAGAUGUGAAAAAAAAUCAAACAUUUUAGUGUUGAAAGGCUAAGGUAUUCAGAGAACUUCAGUUUCCAGUGGGAACAGAUUGAGGCUUUCAAGUUAUAAUCCAUCUUUGGAGAUCAGCCAGUUAAUUUAACUAAUUAAAUUAAGUUAUUAAAUUAAGUAAAAUUAAAUCCUUACUGCCCCAGGAUUCCUAUUCUUUGGAAAUAGUUUUUAUUAAAUUUCAAUAAAUAGUCCCAAUAAUAUUUUACUUUACAUACAUGGAUGGGCUCAUCCCUAUCUUUAGAUCACUUGGUCAGAAUGCUUGAGAGAAGACUGAUGAAGAAUGUAGAAGCAUGUUUGAAUUUCAUAUUCUGAAAUCAAUUAUCCUCAUUCCUGAAGCUGCUUUACUGCCAGGUCUCUGUAUGCCAUUGACCUAACAGCAAGAGAGAACACCACUUGUAGAAGGGAGAGUCAAAUACCAAAACACAGGCCUCCAGCCUGGUUGCAGCAGCCAAUUCCAGUUGGCCUUGGGAUGUCCCACCUCCUCACAGCUGGAUACGGUCUUCCCCAAACUGACUGAGGCAUGGACAGUGAAAUGUUCUUUGAUGACAAAGUGCUGAAUAUUCAUCUAAAAAUUAAAACCAACUCUUAGUGAUCUAACAUCCUUUUCCCAGUUUGCUGAGCUUCUGGCAUUUCUCUUUGCCUAGAAAGGAAGUUCUGAUCACUUCACACUAUGACAGAAAGGGACAAGUAUAUACAGUGAAAACUGGGUCUUGAUGGAUGACUAGGAAUUCACUGGGGAGAGAAAGAAAAGGUUUCAAGAUUGGUAACUUAUGUAACUUCUAAAAGAUCAAUUUGUUAUACUUGGAAAUUAAAAUUUUUGUCAUACAUUUGCAAAUCUAUUAAAUUUAUUAAAAUCGUGCUGUUUUAGAAGUAAAGUAGCAUCUUAAAAUGUCAAGAUAAUAUUGAGAUGGUCCUUUCAUCUGAUAUGCAAAAUGGGACAAAAUGGGACAACUUCUAGGUCAUUCAGUCAGCCUAUAAAGUUGGAACUGUCCCAGUGGGUAUCUGAAUUAGAAGACAAUGGCUGUAUGGAUGACUUCUCCUUCAUCCCCCUGGGGUUGAAUUUCCUUGAUAACCCAGGUAAUAGAUUUGCCUCCGAAUUCUAAAAAAAUGUGUAACUCUUCCUAAUGUAAUGGGUUUAGAUUACAGUACCAGAAAAAUGGGAUGUAUUCCAAAAUUUGGAAAGCUCUCAAACAUAUGU